GUAGUUAAGGGACUAAAUAAAGCAUUAAGCCUUUUUAUUUUCAAUUAAACCAAAAAUAGUUUUCGAUCAUAUUUCCUCUCCGUCUGGUCUACUGGUUUUCUUUCCAGCAAGCAAGCAAGCAUGUAUUCCACACCUUGCCUGGAAUCCCAAAUCCUAUAAACCCUAAAUUCACAAUCACAACCCCACUUUCACAAUAUACCUUACUAGAGAAAAAGAGCCCCUAUUACGUUCAUUGUUUCACUAUCAUUCCUUUGAACAUCUUAGAUUAUCUUGACUCCAAGUCAUUCACACAACCUUAAUUAGAUUCUUAAGUUUUCUUACCUGGGUAUUAUGCAUAGAUCUGGAGCAACGAUGGCCUGGAACGUCUUCAAGUUUUGUACAGCUCUGAGGGGUCUGGGAUCGAUCAUGAUCCUGUUGGUUUUAGGGGUCGUGGGUGUCUCAUACUACUCUGUCGUUUUGACCAAUUUUGGCCCUGCUUUGUACGAUGGUGGCCUUGAUUCCCUUACUGCUGUUGUCGUCUUGAUCUUAUUUCAUUGUUUGUUGGUGAUGCUGUUAUGGAGUUACUUUUCUGUUGUUUUGACUGAUCCGGGAAGCAUACCAGCUAACUGGAGGCCAGCUUUAGAUGAGGAGAGAGGGGAGGCUGACCCAUUGAAUGGUUCAGAGUUCAAUGGUUUGCAGACAAACCCAUCAAAUCAAAGAAUUCGAUAUUGUCGCAAGUGCAACCAGCUGAAACCACCUCGCUGCCAUCAUUGUUCUGUUUGUGGGCGGUGUGUGCUAAAGAUGGACCAUCAUUGCGUGUGGGUUGUCAAUUGUGUUGGUGCAUUAAAUUACAAGUAUUUCCUUCUUUUCUUGUUUUACACAUUCCUCGAAACUAGUCUUGUGACUUUGGCCUUAUUGCCUCAUUUCAUAGCAUUCUUUAGUGAUGUAGAAAUUCCAGGAACCCCUGGAACCUUGGCUACCACUUUCCUUUCCUUUGUUUUGAAUCUGGCAUUUGCAUUAAGUGUCUUGGGCUUUUUGAUCAUGCACAUAUCUUUGGUGGCCGCUAAUACGACUACUAUUGAGGCCUAUGAGAAGAAAACCACUCCAAAAUGGCGUUAUGACCUUGGUCGGAAGAAAAAUUUUGAACAGGUGUUUGGUACAGACAAGCGAUACUGGUUUAUUCCAGCUUAUUCGGAUGAGGAUUUACGACGGAUGCCAGCACUGCAGGGCCUUGAAUAUCCAUCAAAGCCUGAUUUUGAUUCGCAGGAGUUCUAAAAGGUUGAUAUAAUAGGAACAACAAAAACAACCUCCGUGCCAAACAAUUUGGAGAAUUUUCUUACCAAUUAUCAAUACGGAAGUCUUGUGCAGCAUAGUUCCACUUGCCUUGUAUUCUAACAGGUACAUUACUGUGAGGCCGGUUUCGCCUUCUAACUGUUUAUCAGGCAGCUUCGUGUAGAAAUAGCAAUAGAGUGAGAGAGAGAAUAUCGGGGAAAGCAGCCUUUGUUGUGAAAAUGGUGAUGGGGACUGACAAGUUUAAUUUUGAUUUUUAUAUAAUUACAUUAUGUUUUAUAUUUUGGGAAAUCCAAUGUAACAUUUCACUUUGCAAUAUUAAUUUACUUCUUGUA
This is a messenger RNA of Gossypium arboreum, 1604 nucleotides long. RefSeq names its product probable protein S-acyltransferase 14. Bases 331 to 1254 code for a protein of 307 amino acids. Gene Ontology annotation, biological process: protein targeting to membrane; peptidyl-L-cysteine S-palmitoylation. Gene Ontology annotation, molecular function: protein-cysteine S-palmitoyltransferase activity. Gene Ontology annotation, cellular component: Golgi apparatus; endoplasmic reticulum. NCBI's taxonomy places the organism in Eukaryota, Viridiplantae, Streptophyta, Magnoliopsida, Malvales, Malvaceae. The transcript is spliced from 8 exons. The record is from RefSeq and is a predicted model, not a curated record.